CAGCCAGCCAGCCCCCUUGUUGAAGCUACGACCAGCGGCCGUCGCGAAUCACGACACCUCCCUCACGGCCCUAUACCGCAGCCGCCUACCCACCCACGCACACACAGACCGGCAUCGUUCGCCGCCCUCACACGAUGCUGUCAUUUGUUCUCAUCCAAAACCGGCAAGGCAAGACGCGGCUCGCCAAGUGGUACGCCCCCUACAGCGACGAGCAAAAGAUCAAGCUCAAGGGCGAGGUGCACCGCCUCGUCGCCCCGCGCGACCAAAAGUACCAGUCCAACUUCGUCGAGUUCCGCAACAACAAGAUCGUCUACCGCCGCUACGCGGGGCUCUUCUUCUGCGCCUGCGUCGACACCAACGACAACGAGCUCGCCUACCUCGAGGCCAUUCACUUCUUCGUCGAGGUCCUCGACGCCUUCUUCGGCAACGUCUGCGAGCUCGACCUCGUCUUCAACUUCUACAAGGUCUACGCCAUCCUCGACGAGGUCUUUCUCGCCGGCGAGAUUGAGGAGACGAGCAAGCAGGUCGUCCUGACGCGCCUUGAGCACUUGGAUAAGCUCGAGUAGAUGGGGAGGGGGG
This is a messenger RNA of Purpureocillium takamizusanense, 579 nucleotides long. It is a transcript of the gene APS2, whose product is annotated as AP-2 complex subunit sigma. Bases 135 to 566 code for a protein of 143 amino acids. The transcript is spliced from 2 exons. Lineage: Eukaryota; Fungi; Ascomycota; Sordariomycetes; Hypocreales; Ophiocordycipitaceae. The record is from RefSeq and is a predicted model, not a curated record. Gene Ontology annotation, cellular component: intracellular membrane-bounded organelle; AP-2 adaptor complex. Gene Ontology annotation, molecular function: clathrin-cargo adaptor activity. Gene Ontology annotation, biological process: protein transport; clathrin-dependent endocytosis.